Messenger RNA from Trichosporon asahii var. asahii CBS 2479, 1116 nucleotides. RefSeq names its product outer membrane protein. Lineage: Eukaryota; Fungi; Basidiomycota; Tremellomycetes; Trichosporonales; Trichosporonaceae. The record is from RefSeq and is a predicted model, not a curated record. Gene Ontology annotation, cellular component: endoplasmic reticulum; ERMES complex. Gene Ontology annotation, molecular function: lipid binding. Bases 1 to 1116 code for a protein of 371 amino acids. The transcript has 3 exons. Gene Ontology annotation, biological process: phospholipid transport.
AUGUCAUCGCACGCAGCCGAAUCGGCCGACUGGAUCAACGUUCUCGGAGCGCAGGUCCUGCAAGGCUACCGCAAUGAUCUUCUGUCCUCUGGCGGCGAGGAAGGCGCCCGCAAGCAGUUCGAACGUUGGCUGAACCCCCCUGGCCGUGAGCUGUCAUGGCUGGACCCCAUUGAGGUUACGUCAGUCAACCUGGGCAAAGCGUUUCCCCUGUUGUCCAACUCGAGGAUCCGACCAGCCGACGGCGAAGGUCGUGUGCGGGCUGAAGUCGAUCUCGACUACGCCGACACGGUGUCCCUGGCUAUUUCGACUGCUGUGCUGAUAAACUUUCCGCGACCACGCUUUGCCGUGUUGCCUGUCGCGAUCGGGGUUGAGCUGGUCUCAUUUGGCGGAACUUUGAGUGUGCAGAUUCACGACCCGAAAGACGAGCAGCAGCACAUGCACGUGUGCCUGCUCCCCGACUUUUCACUCAACCUGAAGACGUCGAGUCUCUUGGGUUCGCGGGCCAAGCUCCAGGACAUCCCCAAGAUCGAGCAGCUGCUCGUGGAGAGGCUUCGAGCUGUGAUUCAAGAUCGAAUCGUCUACCCACGCCAUCUGACCUUUGCGCUCCCACGGCUCCUGUCACGAACAGCACCCGAGGCAACUUCGAUCGUUCCCAGUACUACGGAUCUGCGGAGCGUUGCGGUGCACGCCAUGUCUCAAGGCAUCUCCAAGCUUGGCCAAGACUUGGCAGGACGGGUAGCGGCACUGGCGCCAGCGGAUAGCGCUAGUGUGGUCGGUGGAGUGGCAGAUGCCCCGACCGUGGAUUCUGCAGUGGACGUGGAGUCAGAGCCUAUGAGUGUGCCGCAGUCGAUUCCAGCACCGCGCAGACUGCCACCCACGUACUCUGGGAACGAUGGGGUGCAACGGCGCCCAGCGCCUGGCAUCGUGUCCGCAGUGUCCUCAAACCCAGCGUCCACGCGUGCCGGCUCAGGCCCGCUGGCCUCCGUGGGCACGACCUCUGCGGUACGAGCGCCAUUGAGCUCCAAUGUCACGAAUGGAGACCUGCGGCAUCGGCACGCAGACGGGGAGAGCCUGGAUAGCGGCCGCCGACUUGGCGCUUUGAACAGCAGAGCUUAA